CACACUGGAAAGCUGGAAAAAGAAAAGAAAAUUGUCAAAAAGGCUUCGACUUGGACUCAAUUUUCGUAACAAGUGAUCAACGAAGCUGGUGGAUGUCAAAGACGUAGAUAAAUAAUCUAAAUUACCUAACGCAGCCAUAGUAAGUAACGAUAAGCACGCGGGCAUAAGCCGCCCCCUUUUGUCGAUAAGUGAACGCGAAUGCGAAACAUUCGUGUGCGCAAAAAAGUGAACAAGAAAAUUGGAAAAUCAGAAGGCUUCGCUUUGAUACGGAAAUAAAGUGAGAGACAGACCAAGGAAACGAUGAGCUUCCUGCCGGGCGAGCCGGUACCGCCCGGUUUCGAGGAGGACGUGUCCCGCACGGCGGUCAUUCAAAAGCAGAUCGAGAGCUACACAGCCGGACCACUGAUCGGCACCGAAUACACCAUCGAGCUGCACGAGCCGGCCCAACUGCGUCCGAAUUACUUCUGUGUGCUCUGCCAAACGUGCUCGGAUGGACGCAACGUCUUUGUGCACUGGACAUCGCAGGCGCACCGCACCAAGUACCUGCAAACCCAUUUCCAGAAGGCCUACAAGGAGCUGCAAAAGCUAAAGCGCACGCCCAACAGCUCUGGGGAUCUGGUGACUGCCACUGGGAAUUUGGUCAAGUGCAUUGAGAAGCAUUUCGGCAGGUCACGCAAUCUAAUAACUGCAACUGGUGAUGAUUUUCGCCGUUAUCGCUCCAAAAUGUGCAGUCAGGUGCGGGAUAGCUUUCAUUUCGAUGAGUGUGCCGGAUCAGAUUUUUCCGAAGAAGCUCAGCGCGUGAUCCGCGAACUCAAACCGGAUGAGUCCAUCAAGAGCAGCAUGAAGAAGAACGUCGACGGAACCGGGGAUAGCAACAAGCAGCAUGAUGAUGGAAAUAUAAUUGCCUUGGAUGCCAUAUCCAGUGAUGAUGAGAGCUUUGGCGGUUCAACAGCUUCGGUUGUCCCGGUGCCAAAGGGGCGACAGAAGAAUAAUCUGUCGGAAGAUGCCGGCGGGCGUAGUAAAAAUCAAUCGCCACCACCUGCAGGUGGCGUGAACAAAACGCAGCAUUUGCCCACGCCCAAGGAGCUGGCCAUUCAGGCAUCUAAAAUUUCCCAGGAGCGCUACAAGUGGGAGAAGUUCCGUUGCAUGCUGGAAAUACAGCUCAAGCAGCUGCGCAGUGAUACAGAGAUGUACGAAUCAAAUCCCGAGAAACAUCCCGAUUAUCCGGAUGAGUGGAAACAGUUCUGGAAUCGACGCUACAAGCAGCUGCAGGAGGAGAAGAAAUGCGAUCCGAAUCAAUACGACUAUAAGCCGGAGUGGAUUAGCUACUGGAAAGAUCGUCGCAUCGUACUGUUCGACAUUGCGGUGAAUAAAAUAAAGAAAGAUCUCAAAGAGAAGUUCAAGCUGGGCGACGAGGACGAAGAGAAGACCUUGGAGCUAAUGGAGCGCUACAAGAUCCGUGUGGCCAGUCCGCGUAGAGCGCCUGCCACCACCAAUUCCGACAAUUGUCGCAAAACGAAGCCGAAUUUUCGCAACAAUCGUCCGAUUGUUGCGACAAGCAAACUACCCGACGCCGUCAUCGAUAUCAGCGAUGAUGAUGUUGAUAGUCCUCCAUCUCGUAGUCGUCACUCCCACAAACGCCGCUCCAUCUCUCGUUCGUUGUCCCCCAAGCGCGGCGGACGUCGUGCCGUGCGUCGCUCACGCAGUCGUUCGCCGCGUCGCAGCUAUAAUCGAGGAUCUACGCGCUCGCGUUCGCGCAGCAUGCGACACCGGUCUCGCUCGCCGGCCCACUAUCGUGGCCGCGGUCGUGGUCGUGAACCAGCAUCCAAAGAGCGCGGCUCGUCGUCCAGGGAUUUCGGUGGUCGUCACAGUUUGCAGCGUGAGCGCGAACGCUCUUCCGAGUACUAUCACCGCAACGAGGGCUAUGCUCGAUCAUCGCGCGGCUAUGAGUCUGUGGAGACGUUCCGCGUGCUGGAUUCCCGCGUAUAUCCCGAGUACAAAGUGACCAAGACGAGCUCGAUUUCGCCCACCGCUUCGUCCAACAAGGAGAAGGAGAAGGAGGCAUCGGAGCCCAUUGAGGAGGGACCACUGACUGUCGUUAGUGUCUUGCGCAUGCUGUCCGCCGUCGAGGAGCAUCUGGGCAGCCUGGGACCCAAGGCGCUCAAUUUGCUUAGCAAGGCACUGGCCAUGGAGUUGGUAAAGCCAAAUGCAGCUGAAGAUUUGCUGCGAAACGAAGACAACUGUGUGUUCCUCGAGACCACAAAGGAGAAGCUUAAGGGCAUUCUCAUUGCCGAGGUACUGGACGAUCCGCAAAAGGUGCGCGUGAUCAAGAAACUAAUCACGAACAUAGCCGAAAUCAUCUAUCAGGCGACCUUCAAAGGUACCAACGAUGCCGUCGAUGUCAAGGUUAAGGCAAAUGCCAAUCCGGCGCCCAUACAGCUGCCCUUCGAUCGCAAUUUGGUGGCGCCCAAAUUGGCCAAUGCUUUGGUACUCAACGGCUACAAUAAUGUGUCCACCGGCGAUAUGAACAACUUGCUACACAUGCUAACGCUGCUGAUGAAGACGGACAAACAGCGGCGCCAGCUGGACAACAACAACGGCCUGAAAUUCGAGGAGAUAAAGGUAAAGCUCGGACUGCAAAAUAAUCCGUCGCCCGAUGACAUGGGCAUCGAUCUGGACGAGCUGAUGAAGGAGGUGGAGCAUCAGCUGCACAAGGAGUCCGUCGAUAUUGUGAAUAAACCUACGGGAGCACCGGCCAAGGUACAAGCCGCCGAUACAGUCGGUGGCAGCACUGGCUUGGAAUCGCUAACAGAUUCAGAUCUCCAGACCCUACUCCAGAACUUUAAGUUUUUGUCGAACGAGGAGCAGGUUCAUCUCAUUGGCCAUCUGCGCAAGUUGGAGGUACAGGAUCCGUCGCGCGUCGAUCGUCUGCGCAAGUAUGUGAAUCUGGUGGAGCUCCGAGGCGAUGGCGAGUCCUGCAGUGAUUUCCUGGCGCGCGUGGUGAAAAUUGGUGGGGCUAGCAAGGCGAAACCGGCUACCAAGUUCAAGGCUUCGGUUAUGGGUGGUAGAACCUCCUCCGCCAUGGCCGCCAGCUCCGCCAGUGCCACGGCUCCGAAAGUGGGUCACUCCAUGCUGAGCGCUCAGCGCCCCAAUUUGGAUCGUGAUAUGUCCAGUAUGCCCAUCAAUAAGCAGAGACGCGGCCGGAACACGCCCAGUAUCAUGCUCGAUGACGAUGACGAGGAAGAUGAUGAUUACAACUUUGAUGAUUUGGUGAUGAAGGCCUGCGAUUCGAAUGGAAGUGCUAGUGCUGGUGGUGGUGGUGGUGUCGUUGGUGCUGGUGUACACAAUAAGCCAGGAGUGCCGCCCAUUAUAGGCGUUGAAUCAUCGCCAAAUGCGCUCACUUUCAAGCCAGCAGCAGCGACCAAGAUUUCGCUAAAAGACACCGAGAACAUCAUAGCCAAUCUAAUGGGCACUUUAAGCAAGAAUGGCACUUCUGGAGGUUCACCCGUGGGUGGCAAUCGCAACUAUAUGAUGAACCAGCAGCAUGGAGCGCCAAAUGCGCAGAAUGCACCGAAUUUGGGUCAGAAUCCAGGCCAAAAUCUUGGCCAAAAGCAGCCCGGAGCGGGCUAUUCCAAUGCGGGCUAUCCAGGGCAACAGCAGCAGCAGCAGCAGCAGCAGCAGCAUGGCCGCAACUUUGGCCAGGAGGCACAGCCACUGAUGAGCGGCUUGAGCGGCGGACCGAAUGCCAAUCACUAUCCAAAUCAGCAGGGCUACGGCGGCUAUCAUCCGUUUGCGGGCAAUGGCGUGCAGCAGAACUACGGCGGCAUGGUGCCACCAGGUCCAGGUGGCUACGUGGGUCCGCCCCCUAAUCCGUGGGCCAGCAAUGUGCCGCCACAGCCGCCCUUCAACCAGAUGCCCCAGAACUUUAUGGGUGCCCAGCAGCAGCAGCAGCAGCAGCAGCCGCACUUUAACAACAUGUUCGGUGGACGUCACUAGAGUGUCGUAGACUUAGAUAUCCAUACUAUUAACGUUAUGCAAUUUAAACGUAAUGUAGAAACGAGAAUAACGCCCUUUGAAGUGCCCGUGUAUCUGCUAGCUGGCAAGUGAUUUUUAUUAUUUUUUUUUUUACCAUACAUGUGUGCUGCUGCCAAAAAAAAGAAAAGAAAAUAAUCACUACCUUCAUUUGUUUAUAAAACACCGAACAACAAUAGAAUUCAGAAAACAUAAAUCUGAAGAGCACGUGAAUAAACAUACACAAUAAUUCCGG
Molecule: messenger RNA, 4267 nt
Organism: Drosophila melanogaster (fruit fly)
Lineage: Eukaryota; Metazoa; Arthropoda; Insecta; Diptera; Drosophilidae
Exons: 3
Coding region: 301-3996 (1231 amino acids)
Source: RefSeq, marked reviewed